UGACCUUGUAGUUCCAGUUUCUUUGUGAAAGCAGAGCAGACAGAAUGGAUCCAGUUUAUGUUUCAGUGAAGCAGACUCUGGUGCGCAGCCAGGAUCCAGCAGCAGCGCGCACACAGCCAACACUCAGGACUUCCCACUCCAGUCAGGAGCUGCUGGCCUCGUGUAUCACCAGAUGACGGUUCUAUCAGUCGGUGCUUCAGUGUGAGUAGACCUGUCCUGAAUGGUGGAUCACGCUGUUCGUGCGCGUACAAACGCCUCCAUCGGAUUUUACGCACACGUCGGUUCAGAGAAGCAACAGGAACACACUGUCAGUAGCAUUUCAAACGGAAGGCAGCAGCAGCAGCAGGUGUGAAGCUUCCAACUCGGUGAUUAUUUCUAAUUGUGAGGAAAUUAUUACUUCUGGCGACACUGUGGAUGUGGAGUGCCAAAAUGUUUCCGCAGUUUCCCUGGCGGCGCGCCUGUGCCUCGGUCUCCAAGCCAGGACUGUGGACUGUUCGCCUGCCGCUCACUCUCCAACAUUACACUGGAUUAUAACAGAGGAACCUGUUGGCGUCAUUACUGGAGGUCACUUCAUAAUCUGCGUGUGAUCUUUUAAGGAAGGCAGUGAAGGUGACAGCACCGCGCACAGAGACACCUUUUUCCGUGGAUACGCAUUUUGGCACAGCACCGCACCGAGGAGCGCGCAGUGAUGCCGCAGCGGAUCCGCGUCCUGCUGCUGCUGCUGCACCUGGCUGUGGUGGUGCUGCUGGGCGGGUCGGCCGGAGCGGCCCGGGUGCGGAAGAAGGCCACCAGGACCCGGCCGUGCCUGGACCUGCCGGAGGAGAUCCUGGAGCAGAUGUUCGGGCGGCUCUCGGUGGGAGUGAUGAGCGCCUUCCACCACGCGCUGCAGCUGGAGCCGCAGGACAAACUCAACCUGACGUGCCCGACCGCCGCUCGGUCCCCGACCGACACCAAGACCCGCCUCCCGGUCAACCUGCUCAGCAUCUCCCCCUGGGCCUACAGGAUCUCCUACGACCCCUCCAGGUACCCUCGCUACAUCCCUGAGGCGUACUGCCUGUGUAAAGGCUGCCUCAUCGGCCAAUACGGUGCAGAGAGCAACCAGUACCGCAGCACCCCGGUCUACGCUCCCUCUGUCAUCCUGAAGAGAGCAGGCUCCUGCGCCGGCGGCCGCUUCUCCUACACCGAGGUGUACGUCUCCAUCGCUGUGGGAUGCACCUGUGUGCCUCUGCUGGAGAAGGAGAGGGAUGGCCAGAACAGCAACCAGAGUCUGGACAGAGUGGAGCCCAAAGCCAGACGGCUGGUGAAAUCAAGGAAGAGAGUAUGAAGGAAGCAGUGAUGUGGGGCUCCAGAGAAGUUCUUUUAAACCUGAUCCACAUUAUGGGUGUUUGUCUUUUUUCCACUGACACUUUAAACACCUGAGGGGAUCAUACCUGUGUGGUAGAAGCCCCUGUGUAACAGUCCCUAAACAAGCAUGCCCUGGGUAUUUGGGUGACAAAGGCUUUGGCUCCUGAUCUACAUCUCUGGUCAUCUCUUGGGGAAUUUAUUUUCUGGAAUCAAAGGAGGACAGUUUGUUGUCUGUUUUUGCUCUUCGAAUUUUUUGUCUUUAUUCUUGGCCUGGUUUUGAUGCCCUUUGGGCCUGAACUUGAUGUCUUGACUUAAGGUGUACAAUGAUACAAAAUCUAGAGGUAUUGUAUCGGCAGAGAAGAGGCGACAAAUCCAGAGAAGACUAGAUAAAACUCUAAAGUACAUUAUGAUGUUUGAAGGGUUGGUUCAGUCCAAAGUGCAGAGGACCAUAUGUGCUGUAUCGUAGACUCAACUGUUCUUGCUUGAGUUUCCUGAAGACGUUUCAUCUCUUCUUCAGUUCUGACGGACCUUACAGAGUCUUUGAGGUCACAUGUGAGUCGUUGACCCACCUGGCCAUCUUGUGUGUCAGUAGGGUUAGGGUCCAGGUGAGAAUGGAUGUUAAGCAGGGGUGUGCCCCAUCAUCUCGUUCACGAUCUCGUUCAUAUUGUGAUCCUCGCAGUAUUUCAGGUUGUUGAUAUAUUGACGUCAUACUGUUACCCACGGCAACAACAAGCAUGGCUGAAAGUGAAAUUAUUACAGACUCUGCGGUGGUUCCAAAAAGAGGAGCAGCUUCAGCAGUGUGGAAUAAAC
Molecule: messenger RNA, 2154 nt
Organism: Epinephelus lanceolatus (giant grouper)
Lineage: Eukaryota; Metazoa; Chordata; Actinopteri; Perciformes; Serranidae
Gene: il17d
Product: interleukin 17d
Biological process (GO): inflammatory response
Cellular component (GO): extracellular region
Molecular function (GO): cytokine activity
Source: RefSeq, a predicted model, not a curated record